AUGUGAAGAGGAAGUCCAAAAGAGAAUAAUGGCAAUCAGAUGUUGCAGUACUACUGCAGUACUGCCCCAUGCUCUCCACAACUCAUCAGUGACAUUUCAUAUUAACUAAUGCCUUUUAACAUUCAUUUCUUUUUUGGAUCCUUGGACCUAGGACACGUUGAAGAGCGUGUUGUACGGUCUCACCAUUUCACUUAUUUCCACUGACAAUGCAUUUGUAAGAUGUCCUUCAGUAGUUGUGGAGUUGCCAUAGAUUUUGCAAUCUAGCGAUGCUUGCAUGGAAAGUAGAAAUAUAUUAUGUCCCACGUUGACAACCGUUUCUUAGAAAUGGAAACCAUAUGGCAAUAUCUUUGAUUAUUGUUCAGAAAGAAAAUGUUUUCUCCCCUGAAGCAGUUGAUUAGGUGAAAGUAAUACUGCGCCGAGCUGCCCACAUGUUCCUGUGAGAAGCCACGCCCAGCCCACACAGCGGCAGGAUCCACUCUAUGCCCUCCCUCACACUUUUAUGGUUUACACAGAGCAGAGAAGGGGGAGCAGAGCAGAGCAGUGGUCCCUCCCACCUUCUAUAAAGGCCAGCCAUACGGAAACACUCAGACAGACAUCACACGUGUGUCUGUGUGGAGGCAGACGGAGGCAAACAGCACACUGAGCAAAACCAAGGGCCAUUAGACGCUCAGCCAGCCUGGAACAAGAGGGGGGGGGCCCAUACUGAGAGAAAGAGAGAAACAUCAAUGAGUGAUUUUACUGUCAUGAGCUCUUCUGGCCUGUUCUCCGAGGAUUAAUGGUCUACAGCACUGAGGGGGAUCAGGGAGGUUUGACAGGUCUCUACAUGAGAGUCCAGCUGGAGUCUCCAACCUGUCUUGCAGAUCUGGACUUUGGUUGUGACAAUGUCUUUCGCGAUGGUGCGCACGGCUCCUCCCCCAAACCAGUUCCUGUUCUCUGAGAUCAGUAUGAAUUCGGAGGACGAGGAGGAUGAGAACGGCGGCAGCGAGAGCUCGGGUUCCGACUCGCAGAAGGCCUCUUUUCGUCUCACCGGCGGCUCCGGCGCCUUUCAGGUGAAGGUGGGAAGCCGGAAGAGGAAGUUCUGUGCGCAUUCCGGCACUAACAGCAGGCUUGCGGGGCCUCCGAUGUUACCGGGCACCGUGGUGGUGGAGGUGCGACAGCGGAACGCCGCCAACGCCAGAGAGAGGGACCGCACCAACAGCGUGAAUACGGCGUUCACCGCUCUGAGGACCCUCAUCCCCACCGAGCCGGCCGACAGGAAGCUGUCCAAGAUCGAGACGCUGCGCCUGGCGUCCAGCUACAUCUCACACCUAGGGAACGUGCUGCUGGUCGGCGAGGAGUGUGGGGACGGGCAGCCCUGCCACUCCUCCUCACCGCCCUUCUAUCACCACACCCUCCAGGGCCACAGCCCCUCGCCCAGCCGGGGGGGAAGUGAGAAACAGCCCAAGCAGAUCUGCACUUUCUGUCUCAGCAACAAGAGGAGAAGGAACAGAGACAGAAAAACAACAGUAAGAAGCUAACCCUGAAGAACAGAAACAUUCUGAGGAUAUUAUUUUUGCAAUCAUUAGAGCGACUCACAGGAACAAUUAAGUGCCUUGCUAAAGGAUGCCGCAGCAGGGCUUUUUUGGACCUACGCCACCCCCUUAUGCAACCCGUAUGUGAAAGAAAAAGCAUUUAUUAUUCAAAUUGUAAUUAUAAGUGUGUACUUAAUAAUAAGACAAUAUUUGUAUUUAUAUACCAUAUCACAAGAACAUGAUAAUGUAUUUAAUGGACACAUCAAGCUGGAUAAUGUGGCUAGAACAUUCAAAGCAACAUGGGAUUAAAUAGGAACCCUUAUUAGUUCCAGUUUGUUAGUUAUCUAUACUAAAUCUACAGGACAUGAUAAUGACCAGGAAGUGGUGCAGGAGCUCUGCAUCAAAAAUGGCUCUCUACUCGGACCAUGGUCAAUACUCUGUCCAUGGUCAAUACUCGGACCAUGGUCAAUACUCGGACCAUGGUCAAUACUCAGGCCAUGGUCAAUAGUGCAUUAGUUAGGGAAUGGCGUGUCAAUUGGGGAAAGACAGAAGACAUACCACUGAACAUUCGUCUGAAUUCCAAUAUGACCUCUAUAGAACUCUAGGACACUCCAUUCACUCUCAUCACGACAUGCUCGCCAUUCUGGUUAAUGAUGUUAGACACUUUUCAUGGAUUGACUGAUUUUGAAUAAUAAAAUGUGGAAGUGCCUUCAUGGUGGAGAGUGAUUUAAUCUAAUAUCUGUGUACGGGUUGAUACUGUUCGUCUGAUUUUGACUCAGCCCUGGUGCUUGAGUGACAUUUAUCCAGUGGGUGCAGAUUGUGCUUUUGAUGGGAAUGGAGGAUCAGGGAGAAGUGGCAGCAGCCAACCUAAACAUCAUGUAAACCCCUGUGCCUCUCAUUCCCAAAAUGUGUCCCAAAUGACAACAUAAUGCUUAUAAUAGCGCACUACUUUUGCCCUCUGUAAUGUAGGACUGCCCUAUGGGCUCUGGUGAAAACACCGGCACUAAAUGAAGUGCCAUAAUAUGACAUCAGAGAAGCACGGCCAGUGUUUCAGUCCAUCAGGCUCAGACCGUGGUGGCAGGAGGUGUAGGGAACACAUCCUACAUCACAUGGGCAGGUAGAACUUUGGAGGCCUGGCUGUCCUAUUGUUUACCUGUUGAAUUCCAUGUGCUCUCUCCCUCUCCCCUCUUUCUUCUUCUACCUUUUGAAUUCCAUGUGCUCUCUCCCUCUCCCCUCUUUCUUCUUCUACCUUUUGAAUUCCAUGUGCUCUCACCCGCUCCCCUCUUCCUUCUUUUUCCCAGCAGCUCCACAGACUCUGUGGUCCAGGGAUUCUACAAUAUGUUCAAGGUUCACUCAGAUUGCCCUCUCUCGUACCUUCGCUAACUCCUUUUGCAUAGAAUCAAUGUCCCCUGUUAGUAGUUAAAAUAGUAUUAGUAUUGGUAGUAA
This is a messenger RNA of Esox lucius (northern pike), 2957 nucleotides long. RefSeq names its product basic helix-loop-helix transcription factor scleraxis. Lineage: Eukaryota; Metazoa; Chordata; Actinopteri; Esociformes; Esocidae. Gene Ontology annotation, biological process: developmental process; regulation of transcription by RNA polymerase II. Gene Ontology annotation, molecular function: DNA-binding transcription factor activity, RNA polymerase II-specific; RNA polymerase II transcription regulatory region sequence-specific DNA binding; protein dimerization activity. The record is from RefSeq and is a predicted model, not a curated record. The transcript has 3 exons. The coding region runs from base 882 to 1517 and encodes 211 amino acids.